Messenger RNA from Lottia gigantea (owl limpet), 912 nucleotides. RefSeq lists its product as hypothetical. The transcript has 4 exons. Bases 1 to 912 code for a protein of 303 amino acids. Lineage: Eukaryota; Metazoa; Mollusca; Gastropoda; Lottiidae. The record is from RefSeq and is a predicted model, not a curated record.
AUGGUUUUCAUCAGAAUUACUGAUUGUCAAUCAUUUCAAAGUUUAUUGGGAAAGGAAAGUACGAUAGAGGCCUCGGACCAUCUUUACCUUCAAUAUUUUUGCAACAUUCGACUUUGGAAACUGCGACUCGGUAAAUCAAACAUUCGGCUAAGUAACUCGAACAAUCAACUCAGUAACUCAAACAAUCCACUCAGUAACUCGAACAAUCAACUCAGUAACUCGAACAAUCAACUCAGUAACUCGAACAACCAACUCAGUAACUCGAACAAUCAACUCAGUAACUCGAACAACCAACUCAGUAACUCAAACAAUCAGGUCAGUAACUCAAACAAUCCACUCAGUAACUCAAACAAUCCACUCAGUAACUCGAACAAUCCACUCAGAUCUCAAACAAUCAACUCAGUAACUCGAACAAUCAACUCAGUAACUCGAACAAUCAACUCAGUAACUCGAACAAUCAACUCAGUAACUCAAACAAUCAGUAACUCAAACAAUCCACUCAGUAACUCGAACAAUCCACUCAGUAACUCGAACAAUCCACCCAGUAACUCAAACAAUCCACUCAGUAACUCGAACAAUCCACUCAGAACUCAAACAAUCAGUAACUCGAACAAUCAACUCAGUAACUCGAACAAUCAACUCAGUAACUCGAACAAUCAACUCAGUAACUCGAACAAUCAACUCAGUAACUCAAACAAUCAGGUCAGUAACUCAAACAAUCCACUCAGUAACUCGAACAAUCCACUCAGUAACUCAAACAAUCAACUCAGUAACUCGAACAAUCAACUCAGUAACUCGAACAAUCAACUCAGUAACUCAAACAAUCAGGUCAGUAACUCAAACAAUCAACUCAGUAACUCAAACAAUCCACUCAGUAACUCGAACAAUCCACCCAGAACUCAAACAAUCUAA